AAUUAUAUCGGGCGAGGGGCAGCUUCUUUCCUUCCUGGUGGGGUUUGAGGAUGAAAGGAGGCGGGGGUAAGCAGCUGAAUGAUGUCAGAUACGGGAAACAGGAAUUGAAAGUGAAAGCAGAAAAAGAACGGAGCAGUGAUCGGAAGCCAUUCGGCUAGGAAAGGAGCCACUGCUGGGAGUGUGUUUCAGGUGAGGACCCACUCGUCUCCUGGAAGGACCAUGGAUCUUAAACCCAUUGAGAUGCCGACUCUGGGGCGUCCCCUGCAACUGGGGAUGCUGUACGACUGCCGAGAUGACAGCUUUGUCCCAGGCUUUACAUUAUGGAACAUCAAUGACACAGAAAAGGACAUGCACUCCCAGGCGCAGCACCGGACGGAAUUCCAGGUCAUCGCCUCCGACUCCCUGGAAGACAAGUCCAGCGCUCUCAACGUCCACGCCUCUCUGAAGGCGAGUUUCAUGGCGGGGCUGGUCGAGGUGGGAGGAUCGGCCAGUUACAUGGAUGACACCAAGAAAUCCAAGCACCAGGCCCGGGUCACGCUCCACUACUCCACUACCACCCACUUCAAGCAGCUGACGAUGAAGCACUUGGGUUGGCAGAAUGUCAUGUAUCCGGAAGUGUUCGAGCAGGGCACCGCCACCCACGUGGUGACCGGAAUCCUGUUCGGGGCUCAGGCUUUUUUCGUGUUUGACCGGGAAUUCUCUUCCUCAGAGAAUGAACAGGACAUACAGGGAAGCCUGAGCAUCUCCAUACGAAAGAUCCCUAUGGUGAGCAUCGAAGGGGAAGGAACCCUCCAAAUGAAAGAUGAAGAAAAGAAGAAAGUGGAGAAGUUCAACUGCACGUUCUACGGGGACUUUGCCCUGGAGAAGAAUCCAAUAACGUACACCGAGGCCGUAAAGGUCUACUCCUCCCUCCCCAGACUGCUCGGGGCCAAUGGGGAGAAGGCUGUCCCCUUGAGAGUGUGGUUAUACCCACUGGCGAAGCUGGAUUCCAAAGCGGCCAGGUUGGUCCGAGAGAUCAGUAGCAUGUUGGUGAGCGACGCGCAGGCCGUGCUGGAGGGGCUGACGGAUUGUUUCAUCAGGUGCAACGACAUGUUGGCCACCAAGGCGGCAAAGUUCCCUGCCGUCGGAGAGAAGAUCAAGAGGUUUCGUGAACUGUGCCAGAAAUUCAAACACAGGUUCCAGAAAGAUUUAUCGGUGACCCUGCCCAAGAUCCGAGGAGGGGGGGCGGGGGAAGAGAUCCUGGCCAACGUGUUGACCGCAAGAGGUGAUUCUCCGUUCAACCAAACGAGCCUCAACCAGUUUCUGGAUCGGAGCGAAGCAGAGAUCAACUUUAUAGAUUCCUACCUGUCUCUGUUGGACCGGGUGGACAUCGUCAGUUCCGAGAACAAGCGGGCUCAGAUGAUCUGCGACCCCCAGAUCGACGUGCUGGUCUCGUUCACCCUCACCUCGAUAGAGAAAGAGGACCCGUAUCUGUCGGAGUUGGAUCGCUGGCUUCGCAACAAGAAAGUAGAGGAAGCUGAGCAGACAGACUCUGCCCAUGAAGGAGUGAACUCAUCACUGUGGUUCAAGCAGGAUGAAAUUCAGGGGAGAUUGCGGAAAUUGGUCGUGGCCUUCUCUAAAUUUGCAGAAGGCAACGAAUCCCAGAGCAAGAUUCGGUUCAUCGUGGCUGCUGUCUCAGACAAAAACAAUCCAGGAGCUUCAAUUUACUUGCACAUAGAAGGAGUCCUGGCCAGCAGGAAUUUCGAGCCCCCGGCCUGCCCUCCCUUCCCCCAGAUCGAGGCGAUCCGAUCGAACCGAAUACAGCUAAGACUGUCCACAGCCGGAGGGGGAAGAGAAGGGGUAAAGAGCUAUUGUGUCGAAUACAGAUCUGGAGAUUCUAAGUGGACCUCUAUGAUCGUGGAUGGGAAACAAGAGAAGAUUGAAAUAAAUAAUUUAAAGUAUGAUACCAACUAUGAGUUCAGGUUCGCUGAUGUGUACGAGUCAUGGAGGAGCCAGAGGAUCAAUAAGCGUGUGACGACCCUACCGAUAGGGCCUCCCGAGGAUUUUUCAGCAGCUCUCAGGGGACGAGAGACUGUGUCCCUCAGCUGGAAGUGUCCAAAGGAAAACGUGAACAUGGUCACUGGGUAUAAGGUGGAGUACAGACAGGAGGCUGAAGGAGCCAAUGAGGCUGAGGAAAGUGACUGGCAAAAACUGAUGACAGGAAAGGACACGGAGAUCUAUACAAUCAAUGAACUAGGACGUGAGAAGUUCUACAGGUUCCGGGUGUCAGCUGUGUGUGGGGCCAAAGGUGCUGGUGACCCCAGUAAGGAGUGUCCAAUCUUGACCAAAGGCACCGGUGUCACCAGGAAGGCAUUUCCAAUCCCCACCAAGAGAGAAAAAGAGACGCUCACGCUGGAUCCAGAAACAGCCAACGAAUACCUGUGCCUGUCCUGGGACAAAAAAUCUGUGGAAUGGAUCAUACCACCACAGAAGGUGUCCCAGAAUCACAAGAGAUUUGUAGGGGAAGCCUAUGUGCUGGGCUCCACUGGCUUCAAUUCGGGCCAGCACUACUGGGAGGUGGAGGUGGAAGGGAAGGGACUAUGCAAGAUUGGGGUGGCCGCGGAGUCUGUGGAGAGGAAGAGUAACCAGGCCCAUCAGGAGACCAUUUGGAGUCUGACUAUUUGCACCCCUUACCACGUGCUCAUUGAUAACGAACCUCACCGAAACAUAGAAGUCCCAUGCAUCGUGGGGGUCUUACUCGAUUUCCCUGGGGGGCAGGUGACUUUCUUUAAUGCAGAAACCCAGCAAGAGAUCCACGCUUACCGCACAUCUUUCAAAGAGAAAAUCUUCCCUUUUUUGGGGUUUCUGGGACUGGGAUCCCGGCUGACCCUGAGACCCUGAGUCACUCUCUUAGUAAUGGCAUUUGUUAUUGGUUUUUAUUAAGUGCUUACUAUGUGCCGAGCACUCUUCUAAGCCUUGGGGUAGAUACAAUAUAAUCAGGUUGUCCCGUUUGGGGUGCGUAGUCUUCAUCCCCAUUUUACAGAUGAGGUUACGGAGGUACAGAGAUGUUAAGUGGCUUGCCUAAGGUCACACAGUGGAGAAGUGGCGGUGGCGGGAUUAGAACCCACAUCCUCUGACUCCCAAGCCCUUGCUCUUUCCACUAAGCCACACUGCUUCUCUGCCGUUGUUGCUAAUGGUAUUUGCUAAGCGCUUACUAUGAGCCAAACACUAUUCGUCAAAUGCUUAGUACCUGCCAAGCACUGUACUAAGCCCUGAUGUAGGUCAAAGAGAAUCAGUUUGGAUACAGUUCCUGUCCCACGUGGGGCACACAGUCUGAUUCUUCCUCUCUGCUGCUCUCCGGUUCACCAGAGACACAGAUUGGGAACCCGUAUGCGGAUUCAUCCUGAAAUCUAAUGUGGGUAACUCAAAAUGGGAGAGAGUUUUGGCAGAGGUGUGCUGAAAGAUGUUUAAGAAAGAUGAUGUGGCAGAGUGUAGUGUUGCCUGAAGGGGGAAAGGCUGGAGACAGGAGACCAGAAAGGAGGUUAGCAAUUUAAAAAAAUUAAAACGAAAAAAUAAUACAAUCUAGUUGGGAGUGGAAAGGAAUGGGUAAAUUUGUGAAAUAUUCUGGAGGAAAAAUCGGUGGACUUUUACUCUUCUGGGAAGCAGCAAGCUCUCACCCACUUCCCACAAAUAAACUGGAUUUCCCCUCUUCUUCCCCCCACCCACACUCUUUCCAGGAUCCGAGCCUUCAGCCUUAGACUGUAAACUCCUUGUGGGGAGGGAGUAUGUCUACCAACUCAGAUAGAGUGUACUCUCCCAAGUGCUUAGUACAGUGUUCUGCUCACAAACAAAUACUCAAUAAAUAAAAUUGAUUGAUUGAUCAAUUGA
Messenger RNA from Ornithorhynchus anatinus (platypus), 3867 nucleotides. RefSeq names its product stonustoxin subunit alpha-like. The transcript is spliced from 4 exons. NCBI's taxonomy places the organism in Eukaryota, Metazoa, Chordata, Mammalia, Monotremata, Ornithorhynchidae. Gene Ontology annotation, molecular function: protein binding. Bases 220 to 2880 code for a protein of 886 amino acids. The record is from RefSeq and is a predicted model, not a curated record.